AUGCUGUGGUUUAUUUUUCCUCUGAUGUCUGUUUGUGGCCUUCAGCCUGACUCUAAAGACACAGAGCCAAAGCCAAAGGCAGAGGCAAGAAUUGGUCGUGACACAGAGACAAAGCACCAGCAGGAUCGUGAAAGGGACCUGUUGACGUGCCAGCCGAGCCCAGUUGUAGCAGCAGUGGGAGAGGACGUCACUUUGGACUGCCACUUGAAGCUUCGACGCAAUGUGACGCACAAAACAGUUGAAUGGACAUUCAACGAGUCCGAGCUCGUCCUUGUUUACAGGAGUCGGGGGUUUUCUGCUAACCAGGCAGAGCGAUUCAAAGGCAGAGCAUCUCUGGACAGCAGUGGGAGUCUGUCGGAAGGGAAACUCCCAGUGAAGAUCUCUUCAGUGGGUAAAACUGACGCUGGGACGUACAGCUGCUCUGUUGGAACUAGAAGAGAACGAAUCUCCUGCAGUACUGAACUCAUCGUUGACACAGAGACAAAGCACCAGCAGGAUCGUGAAAGGGACCUGUUGACGUGCCAGCCGAGCCCUGUUGUAGCAAGAGUGGGAGAGGACAUCACUUUGGACUGCCACUUGAAGCUUCGACGUGAUGUGACGCACAAAACAGUUGAAUGGACAUUCAACGAGUCCGAGCUCGUUCUCCUUUAUAGGAGUCUGGGUUUUUCUGAUAACCAGGCAGAGCGAUUCAAAGGCAGAGCAUCUCUGGACAGCAGUGGGAGUCUGUCGGAAGGGAAACUCCCGGUGAAGAUCUCUUCAGUGGGUAAAACUGAUGCUGGGACGUACAGCUGCUCUGUUGGAACUAGAAGAGAACGAAUCUCCUGCAGUACUGAACUCAUCGUUGACACAGAGACAAAGCACCAGCAGGAUCGUGCAGGUGGUACAGACAACCAGAUCAAGAACAAAGCGAACCCAAGCGGACCUAUGUUUGCACUGGUGCUGGUUACGUUUACAUUCCUGUACUACUGAAGAACAAUACGUGUGCAAGGCAAAACUGGAGAGGACACAACAGGAAAAACAUGGACUGUUACUCUGAGGAGAAGCUAGGGACAAUGCUGACAACAGUCCUGAGUCUGAACACCAUGAGAAACACACCAGUGACACAAAUACUUAACUCUUGGUUCUUUGACCCAGCUGCCAAACGUUUAUUGCACUCAAACAUUUUUUAUCAGGUACUUCCAGUAAAACCUCCUGGCUGAUGGAUCGUUUUAUAUCAUGUCUAAAUCAUCACUGUUUGUUCAAUUAAGCUCUCAACUCUCAGCUGUUCCUCAAACUGUCUUUAACAAUCUGCUAGAGUCAAAAUGUCCAAAUGUUAACUAAUGUUUUUAUCUAAAAAGGACCAGACCAGACUGGACCAGGAUGUUUUAAACCACUGUAGGGAUGGAGCUGGUAUUUUAUUGUUGUAUUUGUGCUCGUUUUUGCCAUCUUGUGAAGCGCUGUACAACAUCAUUUUUAAAAAGCACUUUAAAGUAUUUAUUAUAUUUUUACAACCAUAAUCAGUUUUUUAAGCUGUGAAACAUCUGGACAUUGUUAAAGACACAUAUCCAAAAAUCUUCUAUCUUUGAUCGGAAAGCAAAUACUGCACAAAUUCUGCCCAGUUGGUUCAUUUAGCACUACUAUAGAACAAUUACUAAUUUUCUAUGUAUUUUAUAAUAAUUAUUUUUUAUGGAUGAUUUGUGUGAUUAAUUAAAUCCAUUUGACUCAA
Dicentrarchus labrax (European seabass) is the source of this 1705-nucleotide messenger RNA. RefSeq lists its product as uncharacterized. Lineage: Eukaryota; Metazoa; Chordata; Actinopteri; Moronidae. The record is from RefSeq and is a predicted model, not a curated record. Bases 1 to 969 code for a protein of 322 amino acids. The transcript is spliced from 11 exons.